Molecule: messenger RNA, 8156 nt
Organism: Scylla paramamosain (green mud crab)
Lineage: Eukaryota; Metazoa; Arthropoda; Malacostraca; Decapoda; Portunidae
Product: SH3 domain-containing protein 19-like
Exons: 8
Coding region: 418-2040 (540 amino acids)
Biological process (GO): actin filament organization; actin cortical patch localization; cell migration
Molecular function (GO): protein binding
Source: RefSeq, a predicted model, not a curated record
CUCAGUUUAUUUCAAGUCUUUCUGUGACAGUUGACAAUUAUAAAGACUGUGUUGUUGACACAUUGUGAAUUUUCACAACUUCAUGUGAGUAGUGUGAAGCACUCACAUGGAAUGCCAUAGUGAAUUAUUCAAACUGAUUCAUGUGACUAAUAUAGCUUCUACACAAUUUCACUUUAUUUAAUUUAUGAAUCUUCAAUCCUACUGUUAACACUCAUAAGUCUUCAUGAUAUCUUUUGAGUGAUGGAAGAUGAUUUGAACCCCCUUUGUCUUAUUUCCUUAAGGAAGGAGGAAGAAAACUAGUGUGGCAGAAGACAUGUUGUCAUCCACUUCAUAAUUAUCAUCUCAGCUUUCCAAUUUUUUCUCGCUUGCAUCAUUAUUAGUCAUUAUGAUCCGACAUCUGUCAUAAGUAGUAAGAAAAUGCACGGUAAAAGAUGGUGGAAGGAAAACAAUGCACACUAUUGCUCCCUGAACAGAUGGAAUGAUGAUCUCCUCAUCAUAGACCAAGGAGAAGAAGAAAACAUACACAGCACAGCCAGGUCUAAAGUGCCACUACAGAGGUCCUCCCAGAAUGGUCUACCAAGAUCUGCCUCACUACCACUCAACAAUGGUACACAGAAGAGGGCCCCUCCUCCUAGACCUCCCCCACCCAAAAAAAAUCCAUCACAUGACAUCCAGUGCCUACCCACAGUGGUGAAUCAUGGGAAAUGUGCAACAUCAAACUUUCUGACUUAUUUUAAGUCUCACCAGCAACCUGACCACUCAAGCUCUUCAAAAAGUGGGGUGGGAAGCAUCAUUGGUAAACUCCGUGGUCCACCAUCAUCCCGCUCAAGACAGUCACUCACUCACAGUACCACAUCAGCACCUUGCACUCCAGUGACUGAGGCAUCACUGAUAGACUUGUCUUCCCCACCUGGCUCACCUACUACACGAUCUGGCAGUGAUGGUCUCAGUGUUAACAGUUUUGGCAGUGAAUCGUCAACUGGCAACCAGAGUUCAGGAUUUGAUGAUAGCUUUGAUCCUUUUGGCUCUAUCCAGGAGAAUAAUAUUUAUGCAGUACCUAAAAAAGUAGGGGUAUCUUCAUUUUACUCAAACAUGUCUGCUCCUACAUUUUCUGCCUCUCAAAAUAUAUUUGCUCUUGAGGAAAACCAAGAUCCUUUUGAUACAUUAGCAAGCAGAGCAAGUAAAUAUAAUAUUCAAAAUCAACAACUUCAGAAUACCUCAGCACCUCUGAGCACUUCACAGCUAUCCAGAUCACUUAAUCAGAUUAAAUCUGAUACUCAAAUCAGUUCUUCAAAACCAGAAAAUAAAAGUAAUUUUAAGCCCACUAUAAUACGUCCUAAAGCUCCAGUUUCCAGUGUUCAGGUUGAAAGAGCAGGUGAUAAUGUUGUAAGCUCUCAAAUAGGUGAACUGGAAACAAUAAACUGGAGUGCUGCACUUAAAGGAAACACUGCUAAACAACCUGGCACAAGGGAUAAUAGUACCUCACACAUAAUGGAUCAAACUAUCCCUGAAGAGCCUCCACCACUCCCUCCACGGCCAGAAACAGAACAGGAGGAUCAUGACAGACCACAUGGCAUUGCAGAUUUUGACUUCAUUGGAACACAGCCAGAUGAUCUGUCAUUAAAGACAGGUGAUGUGGUCCAGCUCCUCUACCGGAUCAGUGAUGAGUGGCUCUUUGGACGUUGUGGACCCAAAGAAGGCAUGUUUCCACAAAACUUCAUCAAGAUUGUGGUGCCUCUUGCUGGUGAGCAAACACAAUCUAGUCACUCUGCCCCGACUGGCACAUUAGGCUCAACUAAAUCUAAGUCUUCCCAUCAAUCUGCUGCACCUGAAACAAAUCCUCCUGUCAUCCACACAGCUACAGUCAUGUAUACUUUCCUGGCAGAGGCUCCAGAGGAUCUGACAGUACAUGAAGGGAACUUAGUUCAAGUGACGGGUUGCCUAAAUGAUCAAUGGUUAUAUGGACAGUGCAAUGGAAAAUGGGGCCAGUUCCCAGCAAAUUUUGUGGACUGGAUACCUCCAAAUCUUCCUCAGGUAUGACCUCAGUAUGCAUAGGCUGGUUACAAAUUGAAUAGAUGUACUGUGCUCAGGUAAAAUAAUGCCCUGAGAUUCCACAUAGUAUGUUCACCCUGAAAUUCAGUGAUAGUGUGUGUGCAUGUGUUUUUGUGUGUGUGUGGGUGUGUAUGUGUGCAUGUUCGUGUACAAAGAAGUAUUGAUGCCAACUAAAGAGAACUUAUCAGGACUUGUUACGGAUGCAUACCAAUAUUUGAAUGAUUGAAUACAAAUAUAUGGUCAAUUUUUAUUCCAUCACUGGAAGAAAUUGUCACUUUUCCAAUAACACUUAUUUAUAAUUCUUGAAUAUACACCAGAGCCCUGCAAUUGUGAACUCAGCAUGUGCAACCUUCAGCUGUGGAUGAAUUAUUAAAAUUAAUGAACAUUGCUUUGACAAAAUAAGUAGAGGUUUUUCUGUUUGAAUUACUGUCAUAACAGUCACCUACUUGACCAUUAUUUCUUAAGGUGUGACCUUUAGAGAGAGAGAGAGAGAGAGAGAGAGAGAGAGAGAGAGAGAGAGAGAGAGAGAGAGAGAGAGAGAGAGAGAGAGAGAGAGAGAAACUUGGCAUAUAAGGAAAAGCAAAUAUGUUGGAUGUACUGACAGUGCCAAGUAGUGUAGGAGAAAUUUGAAAUGCUGUCUACAGGUCUCCUUGCAUGUGCUAAAAACAAUGUGGAUAGUGGCUCCAGCCUUUUGUGAUUAGUAGAAAGAAAAUGCAGAGAGCAAAAAUCAGUCCACACCUAUACUGCUAGCCUGGCACCAAAACAUCAUAGCAUCAGGACCUGUAUCCUCCUGCCCUUGCCAUCUGCUGUCUCAGGUUCUGCCUUAAUAAGAAACAAAGAGGUCUUCAUUGGCAGAGGAGCAGUCAUCAUCUACCAAAUCAUUACCAACUCAUUCCUCAUCACUUCAUUUUUCACUCAUAUCUUUAGCAUUCACAGUCAUCUAUUAUACAAAAGAAAGAAACAAGGAGAGGAAGCAUUGUAGAAAAAUAGGACAGCAUACUUUGUGACCCUCUGGGCCAACAUUGAGUCUAUCAGUCUAUUGCACAUGUACUUUUCUUACUGUAAUAUUUUGUUGUAAUCUUUAUUGUAUAUUUACAUUUGCAUUCCAUAUGGUGCAUGGACUAUUCUGGUUCUUCAGCCAUACACAAGGUGUCACUGAAGGGUUCUGAAUGCAGGGACUCCAGUAUAUCAACUUUAGUAUUUCUUUCUAUGUUCAGUAGGAAGAAUACAAGAUACUUUUAAAAAAUAUGGUGAACUUCAAUAUAAUAUAAAAGUCACAAAUCUUGUUUCUGGUCACCUUUCAAUGAGUUCCCUAGGGCAUUUAUAUAGUGAUCCAAGCGAGUUAUCCCUGGACCCAUAUGAUCCUGAAAUGUUAUUGUAUAGAGCUCCAGCUUGGAUUUCAUUCAUGUCAAAAUCAUGCCCUUUCAUUUUAGGAAUCAAUAUAUAAAAAUAAUGAUAAUAAAGUAAAGUGAUAAAUAAAGGAGGAUGAAGACACUUUUAUGUUAUUACAAGUCACAAACUACAAGUCAUGGAGAAAUCCAACUUUGUUCUUCCUCUUGUUUGAACGUUUUAAGUCUUACGAGCAUAUUGAAGCAAUGGGUCUCAUCUUCAAAAUAUCUUGAUAAAAUUUAUUUUGUGCUCAUCAUCAACAGCAGUUCAUAAUUUCUAAUUCUGUCAACAGAUGUUAAUUAAUUCUUCAAACAUCUGUAUCAUUAAGUCUUACUUUGGCUCACUGCAUCAUCAGGUGCUCCCUUAAUUGUUUCCUUUCUUUUUCUACAGCUAGUAAUUUACUAUUUCAGCUUAUUAGGGGACAUUCCAAACUUUUGAAAUAUAACAUUAGAAAUGUUUGUAAUCAAAGAAUAUAGCCUAUAAAAAAAUUGCCCGUUGGCACACUUGUUUAAAAUAUUGGCAAAAAUCUGUACUACAUUUGCCUUCCAGAAAAAAAAUCAAAUUGCCAUAAUUCUUGGAUAGCAUCUAGUAUUUUCCUUACACAGUUCAUAAAUACUUACAGUAUACAAAUCAAUUCAUUUGCAUUUUUCCUUUCCUUUGUUAAUAAAUAUGUAAUAGGCCUGUAUCAUACAUUAAUGUCAUUGAUACUGAAGUAAUUGUACAUUCUAUAAACGGAUGUAGUAUUUCAAAAAUACUCCUAGUCUAUAUUUCAUCUGUAAAUCUCCCAAUCUUAGUGGAAGAUUAGCAGAGAUAAAAAAAAAUGUAUAUUUAACUGAUAGAUUAGAACCCUCUUGGAUUAAAGUAUAAGCAUACACUUACUGUAUAGUCUGCACCUAAUUAUGUUGAAAUGGCUGUACAAGACAAAUCUUUUUAUCUGGGGCAUUAAAUGAUAGGAGCUAAACUGCCAUCACAACUUAAAAUUAAUUACUGCCACAUUUCACUUGUGACAUUUGUACAAAAAUCAUUAUGGAAAUAACUAAUGAUUACAAAAUAGAAUCACAAAUGUGAUUGUUUGGGCUUUGAAGUGACACUAGCAGUAGCUCAUGUUUAAUUGUUGUGGCAUUUGUGCUACUCUGAUUUAAUGCCUCACAAAUUUAAGGGAUAGCAAGUGGAUGAAAGUUAGUGAGAAAGAAAAGUUUUGACAGUUAGAUUGUCUUCAUUGUGUUACCUUUCCUAAAUCCAUAUUAAUAAUGUUCCUUGUAUUUGAAAAAUUAAGAAGCAAUGAUUUCCUUUUAUUUAUUUAUUUAUUUUAUUUUUUUAUUUUUUUAUUUAUUUUUUUUUCAUUUAUUUAUUUUAUUUUUUUUCAGUGAUAUGUAUGAUGACUUUGUUAUGAUAUUAGGUAGUUAUGGAAUAUGUAAAAGUGAACAAAAAUUGUGCCAAGACUGUACCAAAGAUUAACUUCAUUAUGUGGUAAGACAAUAAGAAGACCUAGGUCCCAUUCUUCAACCAUUGGUCAGAUCACAGAGAAGAGGAACAAAAUACAAACUGCAUAUUGCCAUCUAGCCAUCUCAAGAGCAAGUAACAGGAUCAUCAUUUACCAUGAAGGCAGUUUUUUCCAAGUCUACCAAUAGCAUGCAUUUACCUAGUUGUAUUUUUUAAAAAUUGUAGUAUACAAUUUGAUCUAAGCUCGUGUUAUACUGCCUCAAUAUCUGCUCUUGAAAUUCUACGGUUUUUGCUUACACAACCUACAUCACGUUCAGAUUAUCAGUGCUUCUGUUUGAGAGGCUAAAUCUUAAAGCAUGAUUUGAACAUCUUGUUCUUUUAUUUUUCAACACAAGGAUCUCUGUCCAUUUCUUUCAGUGCUUUCAUGUUAUCAGAUCAAUCCUUUCUCUAUUUUUAUACAAAAAUUCUGGCAAUUUCAGUUCAUUCUCUCCUAUAAUAGCUACCAUGGAAUUGGCAGCAUUUUAUAAAGAAUAUAUAUAUAUAUAUAUAUAUAUAUAUAUAUAUAUAUAUAUAUAUAUAUAUAUAUAUAUAUAUAUAUAUAUACUGAAACCUCGGUUACUGAACACCUCCCUUUUCAAACAAAUCAGUUUUCAAACAAAAUUUUGAACUCAUAAUUGCUUCAGAUGCCAAAUCAUAAUUCAAUUCUCAAAGAUACUUGAUUUCAAAAAAAAAAAAAAAAACAGCAAAAACUGCCAUUUAUUACUAAUUUAUAGUUUUUAUAAAUAUUUCCUUCAUUUUUGUGUAUUUGGAGGAAAGACACGGUGGGUAAGACAGUAAAUCAGUUUUUGAAAUAAGUUAAAUGUGAUUCCAUUGAAGAGCCUCAAUAUAAACAAACAGUUUUCAGCACUAAGGAGUAAUCCCGAGCCACCUGUGGCUUUCUCGAUGACACACAACUUUUCCACAUUUUCCAAAUAGUUUUUUUUCAGCAGCAAGAUGUCUAAAUAUCAUUUUGGCGGUAAUUGGGUUGCUCCUCUGUGUCACUCUGUAAUGCUUUCCUCACUUGAUCAGUAACAAAGAGAAUGCUUGCAUGGUCUAAACAAUAUCUAAUGAGUUUUGUGUUACUAAGUUCAUUCAGUACAUCUUUCUGGAUAAAUAAUUUUUAAGCUCGAGAUUUUGUGGAGUGGCCAUCUUAGCUGUAGGAGCAUCUGUCAUGAGCCAGUAAGACAGGGUGGAUGGAUGUCUGGGAAUGGAUUAAUCCAUUUUACAUGGAUUCCUAUGGGAAAAAUAACUUGUUUCCGAAUAUCUUGGAUUUCAAGCAGCAUUCAGGAACAAAUUAAGUUCGAGGACUGAGGUUCCACUGUGUGUGUGUGUGUGUGUGUGUGUGUGUGUGUGUGUGUGUGUGUGUGUGUGUGUGUGUGUGUGUGUACAGUGGAACCUCAGUUACUAAAUGUCUCCCUUUUCGAACAACUCAGUUUUCUAACAAAAUUUUUAACUCAUAAUUGCUUUGGUUACUAUACCAUAAUUUGUUUUUUGAACAAAGUUACUUGGUUUCAGAUACUGUAAGACAGCAAAAGCUGCCAUUUAUUACUAAUUCAUAGUUUCUGUAAAUAUUUCCUUCAUUUUUGUAUAUUUGGAAGAAAGAGACAGAGGGUAAAACAGUAAUUCAAUCUUUGAAAUAGAUUAAAUGUGAUCCCAUUGAAGAAAUUAUAUAAACAAACAAGUUUGGCACUCAGGAGUAAUCCGGAGCAUUCUGUGGCUCUUUCUAUAACUCACAAUGCCACCAUUACUGCACAACUGCAUUUUCUCAGUAGCUUUUCCCAGCGGGAAGAUGUCAUUUUGGCGGAGAGUGAGUUGCCCCUCUGUGUCACUCUGUAAAGUUUCCCUCACUUGAUUGGUGACAAAGAGAAUGCCUGCAUGGUCUAAACAAUAUCUUUUGAUGAGUUCAUUCAAUACUUGUUUCUGGCUAAAAAAUUUCCAAGCUGAAGAUGUUGUGGAGUGGCCAUUUUAGUAGUGGGAGCAUUGGUCACCAUUACCUGCUAAGACAUGGUGGAUGGGAGUCUGAGAACAGAUUAAUCUAUUUUACACUGAUUCUUAUGGGGAAAAUUGUUUCAGUUUUUGAACAUUUUGGAUUUUGAACAGCAUUCUGGAAGAAAUUAAGUUCAAAAACUGAGGUUCCACUGUGUAUAUAUAUAUAUAUAUAUAUAUAUAUAUAUAUAUAUAUAUAUAUAUAUAUAUAUAUAUAUAUAUAUAUAUGAUCAGUCUUACUUACAUUGUUAAGCCUCAGCAUUUCUUCUCCCAUCUAGUCAUAAAAAUUUAUGUCCCUCCAAUAACCAUGUUUAUAUAUUUCUCUGGUAAUAGAUUUUCCUUUGUUAUUGCAACAACUUACAAGAUAGAUUAUCCUUAUCUACUCUCCAUACAAAGAUGGUGAUAGCACAAAAUAAAAUGUGAGGAUGAAGUGUUUGUUGGUUGAGAAGCAUCAUAAAAGCUGAUAAAAAAUUAUCAUCUUUGCAUUUGGUAAGAUCUAGAAUCUAGAAGUAAAAAAAUAAUAAUGAUAAACAACUAACAAGCUUCUCUGGGUUAUAAACAACUUGAGAAUGUGUCACAUUAUUGUCUAUGAUACACAAAGAUUUUUUUUUUUUUUUUUUUUUUUUUUUUAAGAUCCAGAUCUUAUUAAAAGGAAAUGGUUGAUUGGCAACUAUCACUAUCACUAAAAAGUUGAACACCUACUUUCUUACAUUUAAUUUUUCACCAUCAUCAGUCUCGUAUGAAGCAUGGAUAUGGGUGAUCUACUCCCUUGCAAGCUGUAGUAUACGCACCAUUGCUACAUAAACAAAACCAUAUCUCAUAUUAUAAUGCUCAAUUUUGACAAAAAAUGCACGUACUAAGUAAAAUGUGAUGCAAUGCCACCCACACAACAAAUACUGAUCAUCUACACUUAUACUCAAAGCAAAAGCCCAUCUUUUGAUGAGCUGUCUGACAAAGAAAUUGAAAUAUACUUAGCCAGGGACAUUUAAGAACAUUAUCUUAAAACAGGGGAAAAUGGUCCAGCACAUCACAGCAUGAACCUUGUUGGCUUCACUGUAUAGUAAAGUCACUUUUGGCAAUUAAAUGGUGUCUGAGAAAGCUCACCAAAUGCAAUAACUAAACUAAGAGAAAAGUAUUUGAUACCAGAUCCUUCAUAGUUGAUCUUUUGUCUUAUUAGAUGACUUAAAACUGAAUUUUUUUGUAUUAUGUGAUAUCAAGAGAUAGAAAUAAAGAUGAUCCAAUAAAAA